ACUCGAUUGAUGUUUUUGACACAAUACAAAAAUUAACAUGUAUUGAAUCCAUUAGUCAGGUCUAUGCUUUCGAUUACAUACCUGAAAAAGAAUUUUCUUCUUCGGAUGGUUGGUCUAUUUACGAUGUAUAUCAAGAAUAUAGUAGAAUGGGUGUUAGUAUAACGACUGUCUCCUGGAGAUUUUCGUCCGUAAAUCGUGACUAUACUUUUUGCGAAACGUAUCCACAUACUUUAGUUGUACCUGCCAAAAUUAGCGAUACUGUUCUACACCAUGCUUCAAAAUUCAGAAGUAAAAAUCGUAUACCUGUUUUAAGUUAUUUACAUUGGCAUAAUAAGGCAUCCAUAACUCGUUCUAGUCAACCAAUGGUUGGACUCAAAAAAAAUCGUUCAAUACAAGAUGAAAAACUUAUCGAAGCUAUUUUUCGGACUAAUGUACCUAGUUUACCUCCUGGACUACUAUCAGUAUAUGGUUCAACACAGACAAAUUUAAUCGUUGAUGCUCGACCUACAGCUAAUGCUAUGGCAAACGCUGCAAUGGGUGCGGGUUCGGAAAAUAUGGAACACUAUAAAAAUUGUGAAAGAAAAUUUAUGGGCAUUGAUAAUAUCCAUGUAAUGAGAGAAAGCUUAGGGAAAAUGCAAAGUCUGGAUAAAUCUAAUUGGCUUAAGCACAUUUCCACUUUGUUAGAAUCUUGUCUAAUUAUCAUCAAAAAUGUACACAUUGCUAGUUCUCAUGUACUUAUUCAUUGUUCAGAUGGUUGGGAUCGUACGACACAAUUGACAUCAAUCUCUAUACUUUGCUUGGAUCCGUACUAUCGUACUUUCAGAGGAUUUCAAGUUUUGGUGGAAAAAGAAUGGGUAUCCUUUGGUCAUAAAUUCUCCGAUCGUUCUGGUCACCUUUCUGAUGAAAAGUAUUUCAUUAAUAGUGUUAAUGCAAAUGCAGCGAACACAGCUUUCAAUACAGUACAAAGCAAGUUUUAUAAUCAAUCUCAUAUUCGAGAAAUUUCUCCUAUGUUUCAACAAUUUUUGGACUGUGUAUUUCAAAUCUUAUCGCAAUUUCCUACAAGAUUUGAAUUUAAUGAAAAGUUUUUGAUCGAAUUGCAUUAUCAUUGUUAUUCAUGUCAAUUCGGGACAUUUUUAUGCAAUUCGGAAAAAGAAAGAAUGGAUUAUAAAGUCACUACUAAAACUUAUUCUGUUUGGGAUUAUUUCAAUUCCAAUAAAAGUGUAUUUCUUAACUCUUUAUAUGAUGGUGGAGCUGAAGAUAAGGAAGAUAUGGGUAAUAAUGGUGUAUUACUUCCUGAUGAAAAGAAUAUCAAAUAUUGGGCAGGACUAUUUAACAAACAAGAUUAUGAACUAAAUAACAAUAACGAUGAUGUAGAGGGUUUCACAUCCCCAAUAAAAUGGAAAUCAGAUAGUCCCAUUUCACGAACUGAUUCACCCGGAACUGGUGAUGCGGACACUUGGAAAGAUGGCCUUAAACCAUUUUCUCCACUUAAGUUAAUGAAUUAUGACAAUAAUCCUGAUAUUGAUCCAUGGAAAAGCAAGUGA
Racocetra persica is the source of this 1544-nucleotide messenger RNA. Lineage: Eukaryota; Fungi; Glomeromycota; Glomeromycetes; Diversisporales; Gigasporaceae. The record is from the annotation of a GenBank genome assembly.